AUGAGUCAUCAUGGCGUCGGCUACUCCACAGAACAGGAUGGCACAAUUCACAGGCAGAAGAGGGCUCCAUCUGAGUCCCAGGGCAGUACACACGAAGGGGCCCAGAGCUUCACACCUUCCCUGGCCAGACACUCGGAGCCCAGAACUCCAGCCAGCCCAGUGACCCCUGACCUCAGCCGGGGUCUGGGAGACACACAGCAGCAACAGACAGAAGCAGACAAGGGUCCUGAAGAGCUCCUUCCUCCCCCUCCUCCUGUGUCUGUGGAUGCUGAGCUGACUGAGGAUCUUACACCUCUCUUGCCUCCUCCACACGUAUCUGUGGAUGCUGAGCUGACUGAGGAUCUUACACCUCUCUUGCCUCCUCCACACGUAUCUGUGGAUGCUGAGCUGACUGAGGAUCUUACACCUCUCUUGCCUCCUCCACACGUAUCUGUGGAUGCUGAGCUGACUGAGGAUCUUACACCUCUCUUGCCUCCUCCACACGUGUCUGUGGAUGCUGAGCUGACUGAGGAUCCUACACCUCUCCUGCCUCCUCCACUCGUGCAGGAGCCCCCAACUGCCCCCCUCCUCCAUCCUGUGUCCUCAGACAGACCACCAGUGUCUGACCAACUGAGCGCUGCUGUGGCUAGACAGCAGGACGAAAGCACACCAUCUAAUGGGGGGGAACAGAAGGAACCGUCUCGGCGUAUCCAGGGCAGUCUAGAGGAGCAGCUAGUGAUGGUAGAGACCAAGGGACCUGAGCCCUAGGACCAUGCCCCAGGACUACCUGACAUGACUCCUUGCUGUCCCCAGUCCACCUGGCCAUGCUGCUGCUCCAGUUUCAACUGUUCUGCCUUACUAUUAUUCAACCAUGCUGGUCAUUUAUGAACAUUUGAACAUCUUGGCCACGUUCUGUUAUAAUCUCCACCCGGCACAGCCAGAAGAGGACUGGCCAUCCCACAUAUGCUCUCUAAUUCUCUCUUUCUUUCUCUCGGAGGACCUGAGCCCUAGGACCGUGCCCCAGGACUACCUGACAUGAUGACUCCUUGCUGUCCCCAGUCCACCUGACUGUGCUGCUGCUCCAGUUUCAACUGUUCUGCCUUAUUAUUAUUCGACCAUGCUGGUCAUUUAUGAACAUUUGAACAUCUUGGUCAUGUUCUGUUAUAAUCUCUACCCGGCACAGCCAGAAGAGGACUGGCCACCCCACAUAGCCUGGUUCCUCUCUAGGUUUCUUCCUAGGUUUUGGCCUUUCUAGGGAGUUUUUCCUAGCCACCGUGCUUUUACACCUGCAUUGUUUGCUGUUUGGGGUUUUAGGCUGGGUUUCUGUACAGCACUUUGAGAUAUCAGCUGAUGUACGAAGGGCUAUAUAAAUAAAUUUGAUUUGAUCUCCACCCCUGAUGUGGAAAAGCGAUACCCUAGGAAGGAGAUGACCUGCCUUGACGUACAGGUCAUUCUCCAACAGUCGUCCAAGUACCUUGCGCACCAAGGUCACAUGCUCGGCGCAUGUAGCGGAGUAAAUCAGAACCUCCAUCCUUCACAAAAAAAUAAAGUCGAGGAGGUGGGUGAAGUAGAGGUCCGAAUGUACCCCUGACGCAGAGAUUUAGAGACAUGUAUUCAUAGCCACUGAGUGUCAUAUGUUAGAGGAAUUAAAUUCCUAUAUGUUUAUUACCCAAGUCAACUAAUACACUCAGCCCAUUUCUAAGGACUUGUAAGAUACUUAUUUGCAUAAAAUGGGUGGAGACCAGUCUCAAAAAUCAAGCAAUAGCGUUUAUUCUCAUGAGUACUGAACAUGAUACAAUUUACAACAGGUUAUAAACUGAAAAUGAAGUCAUAGGUUUUAAACUGUCCCGUCCCUCCUCCACUCCGAUACAAUGGCAGUACAGUUCACAAGCCUUCCUACAUCAUUCCUCACCGGUUUAGAUCAUUUAAGACCAGGCCACGGUCUCCCUGUGUAGAUAAGCAUUCUAGCCAGUCUGACUAUAAGUUCAUUCGUUUCUACCAAGGAACAGACAGUGUUCUAAUUCUUGAUUAGAAUUUACACAUUAUAUUCAGUACUAUGAUUAAAAUAAAGUUCAUACAUCUAUACAGUAACAUAAUAGUAUUCUGAUUAGUCAGUCCUGAUUGAAAUGUAUACAUAAUCAUUGAUUUUAAAAAAUCCCUUAACAUACGUAUUCAUAGCCACUCACGACCACCCCGUGAGAGCUCUCUGUUGCCAGGAAAUAGUGUGAUUAUGUAGAGCCAACCAAGGAAGGCCUAGGACCCAAGGAAACACAGGAGAGUCAAUGAGGAAGAGACUGAUUCUCUGCUCAUGACUCCCCUGCAUAACCAUGGCCAAGGAGAUGGUGGCCUCCUUGAUUAGCCCGGACCUUAAUGGUCGACUAUCUAGAGCGUGUGCCGGGAAGGGUUUAACUAUGGGAAAAAUAGGGAUCCCUAACCUAAUGGCUAAUGCUCUGUCGAUAAAAUUCCCAGCUGCGCCUGAAUCAACAAGCGCCUUAUGCUGGGGGAAUGUGGGGAAACAAACAGGUGGUCAACAGAGGACAAUGGAUGAGUGUGGUGCAAACUCACCUGAGGUGACGCCAGAGUGCCCUGCCUGUUGCCUCGACUCCCAGAGGAACCAACACGGCACCGACCGGCAGUGUGUCCUCUGCGGCCACAGAUGGGGCACGUGAUGGCUCCUCCUCCAGUCUCCCUAUGAGCAGCCCCACCUAACUCCAUGGGCACCAGAGCGGGCGUGCUGGACGAUGGAACCGACAGAGCCCCCUCUGGAUGUCCGCGGGUAACCGGCAGGUUAUCCAACCGGAUGGACAAAUCCACCAGUUGGUCGAAGGAAAUGGUGGCAUCCCUGUAGGCCAGUUCACAUCGGACGUCCUCUCGUAGGCUGCAUCGAUAAUGGUCGAUGAGGGCCCUGUCGUUCCAGCCUGCUCCUGCGGCCAAGGUCCGGAAUUCCAGGGCGUUCCUCAUGGAAGAGCCUCUCCCCCGCCCGCUCUGCCCUCAGGUGGAUGGUUGAAGAUGGCCCUGAAGCGACGGGUGAACUCAGUGGUUUGGCGCCGUGUCUCCUCUCCACACGGCGUUUGCCCACUCCAGCGCUCUUCCUGAGAGACAGGAGGUGAGGGCAGCCACUCUCUCCCCUCCUGAGGGAGCUGGGUGCACAGUGGCCAGGUAGAGGUCCAGUUGUAACAAGAAUCCCCAGCACUGUGCUGUUGUUCCAUCAUACUCCCUAGGAAGGGAGACGCAUCACACUGGAACUCUCUCCAGAUGGAACGGAUGGAAAUAACCCCAGUUGUACUGGUCGAGACUUCCUGUCUCUCCCAGCAGUCCAUGGUCUGGACAACACGAUCCAUCAUGGCACCAAGAUGUUGUAACAUGGCCGAAUGUUCCUGGACACGCUCCUCAACUCCUCUAACCGGGGUACCUGCUCCUGCUGACUCCAUUGAAGGUGUGUAAUCCUGUCAGGAUGGUGUAUUGGAGGCGAAGUCAGGUGCAGGAGAACAGAUUAUAAUGAACAGGCGCACUUUUAUUAUAGUUCUAAAAAAAAACGAGAGCACUACAUGAAUCAAACGCGCUCAAAAAAAAAACCGGGACAUAAAAGUAUCGCGCUUAAACUAACACCACCUAACAUGAAACCAAUUACACACAAUACAUGAUGGGACACAGAGGGUUAAAUACAAGUAGCUUAAUUGGGGAAAUGAAAACCAGGUGUGUAUGGAAACAAGACAAGACAAAUGGAUAUACGAAAAAUGGAGAGGCGAUGGCUAGAAAGCCGGUGACGUCGAUCGCUGAAUGCCGCCCGAACAAGGAGAGGGGCUGACUUCGGUAGAAGUCGUGACAGGGACACUGCAUAAGAAGUAUAAUAUAAUAAUAAUAUAUUACAUUUACAGUAGCAGAUUGUAUUUUGUGGUAUGCAUUCUUUGAAUAUUAUGUAGUGCUCAGUGCUGCGUGUCCAUUCUCAAUAUAGCCUUUCAUAUGACAAAAUAAACUAAUAUAUUAUACAGUA
Messenger RNA from Oncorhynchus nerka (sockeye salmon), 3973 nucleotides. RefSeq names its product amyloid beta A4 precursor protein-binding family B member 1-interacting protein-like. The record is from RefSeq and is a predicted model, not a curated record. Bases 1 to 747 code for a protein of 248 amino acids. The transcript is spliced from 6 exons. Lineage: Eukaryota; Metazoa; Chordata; Actinopteri; Salmoniformes; Salmonidae.